Molecule: messenger RNA, 975 nt
Organism: Aspergillus glaucus CBS 516.65
Lineage: Eukaryota; Fungi; Ascomycota; Eurotiomycetes; Eurotiales; Aspergillaceae
Exons: 1
Coding region: 10-879 (289 amino acids)
Molecular function (GO): protein binding
Source: RefSeq, a predicted model, not a curated record
CCGAGCUACAUGCUGGGAAGUUUGGAGCAACUCCCUCUGGAACUCAUUAACAUGGUGCUUAUACAGCUCGAAAUACAGUCACUGACAGACUUCCAACGCGUCAAUAAACGAGCUAUGCAAGUAGUAGACUCGAUUCCACAAUACAAAAAGAUCAUCCUCCAUGCCCCUGCCUCAAUCCGGGGGAGCCUCAGCAUCAGCACUGGCAGUUUGUUUUCUUGUCAGGAACUGUACGAGAAGCUCUGUACGGCGGAGUGCGACAGCUGCGGUGACUUGGGUGGAUACCUGUACUUGGUUACAUGCCGCCGCAUUUGUUUUCUCUGCUUCACCAAGAAGACCGAGUACCUCCCACUACUACAGGCGGACACGAUACGGAAGUUUAGACUUCGCCGUGAGGAUAUAGCAACUUUACCUUCUAUGAAUAGUGUCCCCGGCCGCUAUUCACCACGAGAGAUCAAAUGCCGUACUCAGCUUACCUUAAUCGAUCAUGACGCUGCGCGACAAGCUGGAAUUACUGUGCACGGGAACAUCAAUGCAAUGGAGCAAUAUGCCUUGGAAAUGACAUCUAAAAAACUGGAGCAAUACCAGUCUCGAAAAUCAAUACACAUAGCAGAUUGCCCGAAUCUGCGUCGACCCAGAUCUGAAGACAUUUUUGAUGGGCAUUCACCUAAUCUCAAACGCUUCUUGGGAAUUAUCCGUGCGCCAUUUCUUAAUGCUCGUACAGGGUCUCUGGAAUGGGUCUUCCAUUGUGCCGCAUGCAAACCCCAUCAUUAUAACAGACCGCUCCAUUGGCGCCGAAGGUAUACAAGGAAGAGUUUCGAAGAUCAUAUUAGGGAGUGUGGAGAGAUUAUACAUGGGAAGCACAACCAACGCGUGAGAUGAAAAGAAUAAGCAAUGAGGAUACGAAAUAUAAUGGAAGGCAAUUGCCCUGUGUCAGGUGAUAGAAGAUAACCGUCGGUAGAAAUAAAAGAAACCAAC